CCGUGUAGAGUGGAGUCGAGCACAGCCAGCGAACGCCAUGUCGACCCCGCAGAAGGAGGAGAACGACCAGCAGCCGCAGGAGACUCAGCAGCAGCAGGAGGCGCAGCCGCAGCAGCCGCAGCAGGAGGAGCAGCAAGAGCAAGAGCUGGAGCAGUCGGAGGCGGAGGAGAAGCAGACGCAAGACACCGAGAUGGAGGAGGUGGAUACCAAGGAGACGGAGGAGGCGACUGAGGAGGAGAAGAAGGAUGAAGAGAACAACGAAGAGAACACGGUGGAAGAGACGGAGAUCCAGGAAGAAGAGAAGAAGGACGACGAGAAGGAGGGGGAAGAGGCCAAGGAAGAAGAAGGAGAAGAAGAGGAGACUGCGGAGAAGAAGGAGGAGCAGCAGCUGAAGACCCCAGUGAAGGCCGCGACGCCAGUGGCCAAGAAGACGCCGAGUCAAGCUGCGUCUGCCUCCAAGUCUGUUGCCAAGAGGAAGUUGGAGGAGCCUUCCACCUCAGACCAUGAUAAGAUUAAGAAGGCUCGCGCGUCGGUGCCCGCGAAGCCUAAUGGAUCUGCCAAAAAGGUGACCAAGCCCAGGGAGUUUUCCUUCGCGAGACCCACUGCGUCCUCGGCGCGCCGCACAGCUGCGGUGGCGGCAGACCAUGCUAACGCCAAGGCGAAGCCUACGCCCCCGCCGGUGCGCAAGCCGCAGCAAGCGAAGCACACGCCUGCCAAGGUCCAACGUGUGUCUAUGCCAGCACCCAAGACCCCGGCGAUGACUGGAGCAGACAAGGCUUCACGCCCUCACUUCAACUAUACUCCGUACACUGGCCCCUUGCCGCCGCUGACCGUGGAGUCCAGCUUUGCGCCUAAGAACUCGUACGUCCUGGACCGUGGAGCUCGCACCGCGUCUCCUGCCAAGACUGCUGCUCGGAAACCGCGGCCUGCGUCGGUGAAGAAGGCACAGCCGCAGAGCUCGACCGGUAAGGAAAACAAUGGUGUGAACACGGAUGGAGGUGUAGCUACUAACGGCGCUUCCAGCAGUAAGACCCACCGAACCCACAUCAAGUCCAGCACCGGAUCAGUCGUGAGCAAGGCGGAGAACCGUUCUGCGUUCAAGGAGAAGAUCAAGAGCCAGCGCUCGCUCGCCCAGCAGACAACGAGACUCGCCGCAAAUACUUCGAGCUACCGUGUUAUUGUACUCACAAUUCCGCUCCGCGUCCUCCCAAGAAUUGGGUUCGGCACCAUGUUGACCGACAGAACGACCACCAGCGCUCGCAGUGUAUAUGAUACCGCUCUUCACAUUGACGAUGAAGCUUGUGAACCUUCUCAACGCCGAAAAUGGAGACGCCUCAGUAUGGCGAGGCUGGAGCAAGCGCGUUGGUACCAGUCGUGGAUAUUUCUUACAGCACUGGUUGUGAUGCUGAUGGUUUGUCUGAGCUGGACGUGUUGGUUGCUGCUGUUGACGAUUGCCCCCAACGAUACCAUCAAUUAUGUCAUGCGGACCAAAGAUCUCGACGGUGGUUCCUUUUGGCUGCUCGUCGAGCCUUCACCCCAACUCCGAGCACUCAGUCUAGGUGGUCUUUCCAUCGUUGCGUUGGGAUAUCUCUACAUUGGAGGGAUGCUCUUCGCGUGGGGACGGCAACGAAUUCCAACAGCAGUAAGAAGUGGACCAGCGCUUAGCGCUGUGCAGGAGACUAACUCUCUUGUGAAGGCAUUGAGGGGCAGCACAAGACGCUCAACGAGUUCUUUGGCUUCCAUUCACCCCUUCCCUUCAUCAUCCGAAACAGACCCGCCAGUGUCAGGUUUGCUGGGCAAGUUAACACAUCUGUACUCCGAUUUGUGGUGUAGUGAGAGCGAAACUCGGAAGAUUGCGCAUGUUUGGGUGAAAGUCGUAGAUUUAAUGCUCCAAGAGUUCAUGCUAUACCAGAUUCUGGAAGCAGGUUUCCCCAUACCGCUCGUCGUGGCCUGCACCUUGAUGGUUGUGUGGAAUGCGGUCGCUGCUACUCACCCGCACCACCGUCUCAAAUUGGCGAAGCUCUUGUGGAUACCAUUCCUAACGUACUGCCUGACCAACUUCGACUUCGACCGUGCAACCCAACGCCUUGCGGCGGAUCUGUUUCCUAGCUGGUCAUUCCAGAACGCAGCACGGGUGCAUGCGAAUCCAGAGGAGACAGCGAGGAUCUUCAAAAGUCUUGAAGGUUUGCGCUUUCAGUCCAUUGGUGUCUGUAUUGCUCGCGUGGGCAACAACCUCGCACUAAUCAUCAGUCUUCGACGACUUCUCGGACUUCUUCGAUCUCCACUACGUGAUGCGGAAACGAAGACUAAACCCAGCAUUUAUCCACGAAGACAUCCACUAGCACUGGUGCUUGCGGCUAUUGCUCUGGCUACGAUCGUAUUUGUUACAGAAAGCGUUCAUCGCUCGCGGUCAGCUUGCGAAGGCUACCCGACGUGUACAAUGUACGCAUACCGCUGGCGGCUUUCAAGUACUACGAAGCACCCAACAGAUUCCGGGGUCAGCACAACGGGGUGGAAUUGCCCGCGCCGUGUUCUUAUCGACGUAGACCUAGCGCCAACUAACUUCUCUGUCUGGAAGAAUCCUCCAGACGUAUCUGACCUCGCAGCUUCGGGUGAUCUGGAAAUCUUACAACUAAUUAAUCGGCAGCUACCAGAUCUACCAAAUACACUACAACAAUGCACUCACCUGAAGCACAUAGCGUUGGUGUUCACCCACACCAGAAAUCUGCCUCAAUGGACGUCCGAGUUCAUUCACCUGGAAUUUCUACAUAUUCAGGGCAAGUCACGGAGUCUAAGCCUUUCAGUUUUACCUCAAGGACUUUUCGACAACAUGGAAAAGCUGACAUUCGUCCACCUAGGAGCCCACGAAGUCCUACCAAAACUCCCCAACGUUGGUGGUAUUACGAAUCUUCGGUCAAUUACGUUGGCACGGCUGAAUGCACUGAGCUCUUUACCCACUGACUUCGCACAACUGGAGCACGUCGAGAUCAUGAUUGCAUUGAUGAUGCCAGACCUUGCGAGUUUCCCAGACCUCACGCGCUCUCGUCAAGCUCUGAAAACUUUGAUCAUCGACCCCAAUGCUAUGUGUUGCAACGGGUUCUUGCCCGCAGGUUGCAAUCUGACCAGCGAUAUCUGUAGCCAUCGCGAAUUUGAAGACAACCCGCAACUUCAGUGCUUGUCCGCGGAGCUUUCAGCUAGUUCUGGGACGCUAGAGGUUUUAGAGGCAUUCAACUCGACUAUAUGCGUCGAUCCUGGGUCCCCACUGCAGCCUCCAGGCAUCCCCAAGGGUAAUGUCACGAAUUCUAGCAAUCCACCCCCUCCAAAAAUGCCACCACCAGGAACCGAGCACGAUCAAGAUCUCGAGCAAAACAUGCUGCAAUGCGACGGUGUUCUUUAUCGCGAGUGCCAAGUGGUGCCAGGGUCGCUCCCAGGAAUGUGCUACAGCGAUCGAUUCAUGCCUAUUUCAUGCAUGGGCGACCCAAACAUCAUCGAACUGCGCCGCCAACAAAUUCAACUGCAUGUCGGACCCACAUGCGAUCCGGAGUACGAGGAGUGGCUAGGCUGCACCUAG
Phytophthora sojae is the source of this 3571-nucleotide messenger RNA. RefSeq lists its product as hypothetical. The record is from RefSeq and is a predicted model, not a curated record. Bases 38 to 3571 code for a protein of 1177 amino acids. NCBI's taxonomy places the organism in Eukaryota, Oomycota, Peronosporomycetes, Peronosporales, Peronosporaceae. The transcript is spliced from 7 exons.